CUUGCAUCAAAACAACCCCGACCAGCCGCAGUGCUGCUAGACUUGGGAUGGAGGACAGGAGCCCAAUCGCCAGGAUCGAAGAGGCAGACAUUUCGUAAGCAUCCGAUCAUUGAAUCCUGGUACGGUGCGUCUCUUAGUGCUAACUUCUUUAUUAGGGCGGAGCGCUUGUUGACGGACACGCACACGAUCGAGUUUCUUCUCCAACUCCGUCAAUCGCAAAGCCCGGCACUGGAUUUCGCCCUCGCCAUGCAUCCCCUGAGCGGCAGCGCCGUCAACAUCAACGUCAAUCACGUCGCCGCAGCAUUCAACUGCAGUCCUCUGCGGGAGAUGCUCAAGCUGGCUGGGGUCCUGGAGGAUGCCACCUGGGGAAGGAAAGCGGGCCUCGCCUUCUUUCACAACCGCGGCAUGAACGCUAUUCAUCCUCGUUCUCCCCGCCUUACAAGUCAUUCUCGGGGGACAUCGGCUUCCUUCCUCAGGGAGACAGUCGCCCGCGCGAUUGUUCGCAGAACCAAAUUUCGGAGCCAAGACUGGGCUCAUGGGGAAGGCGGAAAGAAUGUUGCCAUAAGUAGCAUGGGGAAUAUCACCUCCACGACUACCUUCAUCCCCGCCGCCACAGGUACAACAGAAUGCGAAUGGCCCACCCCGGCAGGGUUCAUGUCCCAAGACGAGGUGCGAGUCUCAGACAGCUCGGUCGCCGGUCCCGUAUCAAGCAACCCUACUCCCUAUGCCCCAUCGCCGUGGUCCUUGCCCCUGUUGAUAAAUGGGCAUGGGCACGGGUAUUAAUUCGAGACCGAACUGUUGCGCGCGCAGCUGGGUCCGGACGGGUGGCAGCGCGGAACUGGGGUGGACCACGAGGUGAACGAGGCCGUCGUUGUUCCUUGGCACGAUCCAGUUUUUGGCUAUGAUAUUGAGUAUGGGCGGC
This is a messenger RNA of Canariomyces notabilis, 922 nucleotides long. RefSeq lists its product as uncharacterized. The record is from RefSeq and is a predicted model, not a curated record. Lineage: Eukaryota; Fungi; Ascomycota; Sordariomycetes; Sordariales; Chaetomiaceae. The transcript has a single exon. The coding region runs from base 247 to 783 and encodes 178 amino acids.